Molecule: messenger RNA, 3329 nt
Organism: Clarias gariepinus (North African catfish)
Lineage: Eukaryota; Metazoa; Chordata; Actinopteri; Siluriformes; Clariidae
Gene: tbc1d23
Product: TBC1 domain family, member 23
Exons: 19
Coding region: 10-2100 (696 amino acids)
Biological process (GO): embryonic brain development; retrograde transport, endosome to Golgi
Cellular component (GO): trans-Golgi network
Source: RefSeq, a predicted model, not a curated record
ACCACAGCAAUGGCGGACGCUGUAGAGGAAGUGCUUCAAGGCAGCUGGGACGAGGACCUAGCUGAGGCUCUAGACUCUGUGAGUGGGGAUCAGGAUGCAGAGAAGAACGGUCUCAUUCAGGUCCAAAACCUUCUGCCUCAUCAGAGAGCCAGGCUUUGGAUGAUUGCUCUAAAUGUGGCUGGUAAAGGAGACAGUUUAUCCUCCUGGGACGGGGCUUUGGAUUUACCAGAACAGACGCUUAUACACAACCGAAGCCAGCAGCUCAUUGAUGAGCUGGGGCUUCCUGCAGAGGAGGGCCGGGACCUAGUGGGGGACGUGGAGGCCGUGAUCACUUUUUACUGUAAGUCACGAAAUGUGACGUUCACAACUGAACUCUGCUGGCCGAGCCUGCUCAAACCCCUGCUCGGUCUCCAGUUAGCGCGCAGCGACCUUUACAACUGCUUCUAUGCCAUCAUGAAUAAGUACAUUCCCAGAGACUGUGUGUCGAAGGGGCGACCGUUCCACCUGUACAGACUGCUGCUGCAGUACCACGAACCUGAACUCUGCUCAUUCCUUGACACCAAAAAGAUGACACCAGACUCUUAUGCCAUUAACUGGUUGGGCAGUCUGUUCUCCAGCCACUGUCUUCCUGAGGUCACUCAGGCCUUGUGGCACAUCUACUUCCAGCAGGCCGACCCCUUCCUCAUCUUCUUCCUUAUGCUCGUCAUUCUUGUCAAUGCCAAAGACAUGAUUCUUUCCCAAGAAGGAGACAGUAAAGAGGAGCUCAUAAAAACACUGGAACAGUCACCUUCCUUAUUGGAGGCUGAGGACAUUGAGGAUCUGUUUUCACUGGCACAAUAUUACCAAAGCAAGACACCCCUCUCUCUCCGAAAGGAGAACCAGAACUUGUUUGGUAGCAGUCUGGUGGCUCUGAAGGAGGAGGACAUGGACCUGAGUCAGGCUCUCUGUCUCCCGGUGUCUGUACCCGAGAUCCUGCAGGCUAAUCAGCUCCAGUCUGAGGGGGUGCGUUUUUUUGUAGUGGACUGUCGGCCAGCAGAGCAGUACAAUGCUGGACAUUUAUCCACUGCCUUUCACCUGGACUCUGAUCUGAUGUUGCACAAUCCAUCCGAGUUUGCACUGUCUGUAAAGUCUCUGCUGGAGACGCAAAAGCAGUCUCUGGAGUCGGGCUCAGUGGCCAGCGGUGAACAUCUGUGCUUCAUGGGCAGUGGGCGCGAGGAAGAGGACAUGUACAUGAACAUGGUGCUCGCUCACUUCCUGCAGAAAAGCAAGGAGUAUGUCAGCAUUGCAAAAGGCGGAUUUAUGGCACUGCAGCAGCACCUGGCAGACAUCAAUGUGGAAGGGCCAGACAAUGUGUAUGUGCAUUGGAUAGUCAGCACUUCAGGAUCUCACAGCAGCCUCAGCUCAGCAGACGGGGAGCUGAAUAGUACAGGGGAUGGCAAAGGCGUCAAAUCCCUAGUCAACAAAAUGACCUUUGCUCUUAAAUCCAAGUCGGUUAAUGUGAAGGAGAAGGUGAUCAGCUUUAUUGAAAACACUUCGACUCCAGUGGACAGACUAUCUUUCACUCUGCCUUGGCCAGAGAAGGGGAUACCUGAUCGGCACGUCAGUAGCAGUGACCGUGUGGGUAAACCCUACAGGGGCGUAAAGCCCGUCUUCAGCAUUGGCGAUGAGGAGGAAUAUGACACGGAUGAGAUUGACAGCUCUUCAAUAUCAGAUGAUGACCGCAAGGAGAUAGUGAACAUACAGACAUGGAUUAACAAGCCAGAUGUGAAGCACCAUAUCCUAUGUAAUGAAGUGAAAGAAACUGGACACAUGUUCCCCAGCCACCUGCUGAUCACAGCAACACACAUGUACUGUCUGAGGGAGAUCGCCUCACGGAAAGGAUUCGCCUACAUCCAGUCCAGACAGGCGUUAAGCUCAGUGGUGAAGAUCACCUCAAAAAAGAAGCACCCGGAGCUGAUCACAUUCAAGUUUGGCAGCAACAACUCUGCAGGAGUGGAGAUUAUGGCUGUAGAAAGGUAUUUGAUCCCGAAUGCUGGUGAUGCCACAAAAGCCAUCAAGCAGCAGAUCAUGAAGGUUCUGGAUGCUCUGGAGAGCUCGUAGAGUCGCUGAUGCUCUGAGGUUUGGCUUAGACGAGGUCUGGCUGAAUGCAGCGAGACUGCCACGACUUACACAAGUCCGCACAUCCGUGCAGAAGGAAAGGAAUAUUCUUUUUCCCCCUUUCAUCCCAUCUCUUUCCCUCUGUCUGUUUCUCUCUCUCUCUCUCUCUCUCUCUCUCUCUCUCUUAACAGUCUCCUGGGACAGUACUGACAUUCAGUACUGCUGAUUACAUCAAUAGGAAGACGCCCAAGGUUUCAACACAAGCCCUCGUCCUAUUUAGCCUUUGACAUUUUCUUCGUGUUCCUGUCAAGCAACUCUAACCCUUUAGGUGUAAGGUUGGACUUGUCACCUCAAUCUGGAUGUCUGUCAAGCCUUAAUCCUGUCCCUAAUCCACUGUUUUUCUGCGAGGGACUCAAAGGCAAAAUCUGUGGUGAGAUAAAGGACUCUGGCCUUGAAACGCUCAGUGUUUCAUUCGUCUUGUAUAAUUUAUGAAUAUUCUCAUCAUUCAGUCGUUUAUUUAGUCACUGCAGUACACUUUCAAUGAGUUCUGUGCAUAUUUAUCCGUGCAGUAUUUAUGCCUGCGAGUUAAGACAGUUGAAUCGAUUUGCCGUAUUUAUAUUUGAACCCCUUGAGGAACGUGGUGGAGUUGUCAUCAUGCAACUUACAACACAUGCACUUUUUAGUCAUUCUCAAAUAAUUGAUCUCGUAUAUAUAUAUAUAUAAUUAAUUCAUAAACUAGUCACUCCUUAUGGUCUGUGCUUGCAGCCCUGCAAAUGAAGUGAAAAGCAAGGUGGUCUGUGGAUAAGUGAUAUUUGUAUAUACUGUAAAACUGUACCUAAUGGUUGGCUUUGGAAAAAUGUAUUUAUGACCAGACUGUGAGGAACGCUGAUGCCACUAAUAAGAGCAACCUCACUAACGAUGUUUUGUAAAAGUAUUAAAGUAUUUAAGUCAUGUUUAGAUCCAAUCAGAAUAAUGAAAACCAAACGAUAGAGCAGGCCAACGUCACACUUUAUCAAUAACUAAUCUGCAUUUUGAGUGCAAACACAUGAUUCUGUUCAUAAACUGAAUUAUAGGACAGGUGAAGAAAAAGUUCCUAUUGCUGGCAACUUCAUUAAUCAUUUGCUUUACAAACAGAUCUCCGCUUUCCCGCUUGUACACACUUUUUGUGAAACAUCAUUAUCGUUUUUUGUAAAAGCAUUCAUUUUAAUAAAUUUACAAGUAGCCAAAACAAA